Fundulus heteroclitus (mummichog) is the source of this 957-nucleotide messenger RNA. Its product is annotated as mast cell protease 1. NCBI's taxonomy places the organism in Eukaryota, Metazoa, Chordata, Actinopteri, Cyprinodontiformes, Fundulidae. The transcript has 5 exons. Gene Ontology annotation, molecular function: serine-type endopeptidase activity. Gene Ontology annotation, biological process: proteolysis. The coding region runs from base 229 to 882 and encodes 217 amino acids. The record is from RefSeq and is a predicted model, not a curated record.
UCCAUAAUUUUCUGUCUACCUGCCUGUCCAUGAUCUGACCCAGUUUUGUCUGCUGAUUCUCUGUGCCUGCCUUGUCCUUGUCGGACCUGUUUGCCUGCCUGUUACUGGACUUGUAUCUGUGCCUUGACACUUCUGAUCACCCGGCUCUGACUCUGGACUUGCCCCUGGUUUUGGGACUCUGUUCAUGGAAGUGACAUCAUACAUGGAGAAAUAGCUCCAGACAACUCGAUGUUGUACAUGGUCUCAGUGCAAAACUUUUGGGGUCAUGUGUGUGGAGGAUUUCUGGUCAGCGAGGACUAUGUAGUCACAGCUGCACACUGUUAUAAAGAGGAACCUGAUCGUGUUCUUCUGGGAUCCCAAAAUCUGCAGAGUGAGAACAUUAUGACAAUGAAAAUUGAAAGCAAGUGCAUAUUCCCAAAUUAUGAAUCUGUUGGACUUGGUGAUGACCUCAUGCUCCUUAAAUUGUCUGGGAAAGCUCCCCGAAACAACGGACUGAAAACAAUUCCACUUGCAUCACCUAAAACAAAGCUGAGAGAAAAUCAGAUCUGCUCUGUGGCUGGAUGGGGUGGAACUGGGAAAGACCGUUUUGUUAAUGAUCUGAGAGUGGUGAAUGUGUCAAUCAUAAAUCCUGAACUCUGUCAGGCGAUCUGGGGGGAAAACUUUCCUUGCAAGGUGAUCUGUGCUGGUGGAUAUGGUACAGACAAAGGAUUUUGUCAAGGUGAUUCCGGUGGUCCUCUGGUAUGCGACGGGAAAGCUGUUGGUGUCGUGUCAUUCAACAGAGCCUUCAACUGUAAUUACCCAGAUGUACCCAACGUGUACAUAGAGGUCUCCAAAUAUGUUCCAUGGAUCAACAAGAUUCUAAAAGCUAAGAAAUGUGUGUAAACUCAGGAAGAUGUUUAUUUUCUUUCACUGACUCUGUCAGCUUAUGUUUUGCAAAAGAAUUUUGAAAUAAAUCAA